CCAUGAUAAGUUCGUUAUCAAAAUGAUUACACUUCGCGCUUAAUAUACAUUUAUGAAUGAUAAUUGUGUAACUAAAGUACGUAUUAAUUGUACAUUGAACAGUGAAUUUCAACCAAGCACAUAAAAAAAAAAAGAUAAGUAUUUUUUCACUCCGAGGAAACAAUUACGAGAAAAAUUGAACGCGGUGCGUUAAACGUACGGGUACGGGCGCAGUCUUCGAGCGGUGGUGUGUAAGAACAGAAAGAUAGGGCAAGUUUAGUUAUUAAGACAUUUCGACGAUGGAUAUAUUAAAAAACGUGUCAUCGGCUUUUUGGUCAACUGAUAUUUGGUUACCGCCUAACAUAACAUGGGACGAUAUUAAACCAAAUUCAGAAAACAAAUAUGCUAAUUAUCAGCAUUUAAUUUAUCCUUUACCUAUGGCAUUAAUUCUUUUAGUAAUUAGAUAUGCCUUAGAAAGGUAUUGUUUUGGACCUAUUGGAAAAUCUCUUGGUAUAAAAAAUACAAGAGCAAAGAAAGCAGUACCAAACGAGUUAUUGGAAAAAGCCUAUGUUAAGCGACAAAUUAAACAUAAACAGAUCCUGGCACUGGCUAAGCAAUUAGAUUGGUCUGAACGACAAGUAGAAAGAUGGUUGCGAUUAAGACGUGCUCAGGAUAAGCCAUCGACUCUUACAAAAUUUUGUGAAAACAGUUGGCGAUGUUUAUAUUAUACAUAUUCAUUUAUUUAUGGCCUUAUUAUUUUAUGGGAUAAACCAUGGUUGUGGGACAUUAAUUAUUGUUACUAUGAUUAUCCAUAUCAUCCAGUUUCUGAUGAUGUAUGGUGGUAUUAUAUGAUAUCAAUGGCAUUUUACUGGUCUUUAAGUUUCUCUCAGUUUUUCGACGUGAAAAGAAAAGAUUUCUGGCAAAUGUUUAUUCAUCAUGAAGCUACUAUUAUAUUAAUGUGUUUUUCAUGGGUCGGAAAUCUAACUAGAAUUGGUUCGCUAGUUCUAUUAGUGCAUGAUAGUGCAGAUAUUUUUCUAGAAGCUGCAAAAAUAGCUAAGUAUGCUAAUUACCAGAAAUUAUGUGAUUGCAUAUUCGUUAUUUUCACAAUAUUAUGGAUUUUCACACGCAUCGGCGUUUAUCCAUUUUGGAUAAUUUAUAGCACAUCGAUAAAAGCACCUAUAAUAGUACCGAUGUUCCCAGCAUAUUAUAUUUUCAACUUUUUAUUAAUCUUAUUAUUAAUCCUUCACAUGAUAUGGACGUAUUUAAUACUUAAAAUUGCCUAUAAUGCUUUUUAUGCCGGUCAAAUGGAAGGUGACAUUCGUAGCAGUAGUAGUGAAGACAUUUCAGAUAAUUCUAUGGAAAAUAAUGCAUUAAAUAAUUCUACCAAUUACAUUACCAAACAAAAUUCAAGGCAAAAAGUUCAUUAACAAAUAACUUUUUAGAGAAAAGUUAUUAUACCAGUAUAAGACAAGAAUUCAAAUAUUAGCCAGGCGCUAAUUAAUUUCAGUAAAUUUAACAGUCCUUGAAUUUGCCGUAGUAUAGUAAUUAAAAACUUACAUUUUGAUAAAGUUGUAAAGAGGUCACUGAUCUUAGAAUUCUUUACGUUGUUCUAUUCUUUUGUAUCUAUCUUUUAAAGCAACUUGGUGCUUUUAUAUAAAUAUGAAAAAA
This is a messenger RNA of Osmia lignaria (orchard mason bee), 1647 nucleotides long. It is a transcript of the gene schlank, whose product is annotated as ceramide synthase schlank. Gene Ontology annotation, biological process: ceramide biosynthetic process. NCBI's taxonomy places the organism in Eukaryota, Metazoa, Arthropoda, Insecta, Hymenoptera, Megachilidae. Gene Ontology annotation, molecular function: DNA binding; sphingosine N-acyltransferase activity. The record is from RefSeq and is a predicted model, not a curated record. Gene Ontology annotation, cellular component: membrane.